Naegleria lovaniensis is the source of this 375-nucleotide messenger RNA. RefSeq lists its product as uncharacterized. NCBI's taxonomy places the organism in Eukaryota, Heterolobosea, Eutetramitea, Acrasida, Naegleriidae. The transcript has a single exon. The record is from RefSeq and is a predicted model, not a curated record. Bases 1 to 375 code for a protein of 124 amino acids.
AUGAGAAUUCGUACCAUAAACUUGAGGGAUGAGAACACUCCUUCGCUCAUCCCUCCCUCUUCUGAAAUUAUGAAAAUUCUUGGAUCGGAAUUAUUGAAAAUAGUUCAAUUAAACGUAGUAAUGGAUGCUACUCAAUGCAACCACACAGAGGAAGGAAGAGUGAGCGAGAAGCCUUCGGAAAAUUCUAAUCCUUCUCUCCGGAAAGUUCUAAUGAAUGGUGGUAUUAUUCAUGAAAUUUGGGAAUAUUUAUAUCUCAUGUUUAUGGAUUUGCUCGACAUGAUUCUGAUUUAUUCUGAAACAUUAUUCAACAAGUUGGUGAAUGAGUUUGUAUUGUGUUCAAUAUUCAACAUCAAAAUGGCACCACCACACACUUAA